ACUUGUUAUUUCUACUGAUCCUGUCCGUCGUAUCCUCAACUUGCCCGAUCGUAGAAAAUUCCCGUUGAAAUUUCUCGGAGGAAUUGGGCGCAUAGUCUGGACUUCAAGGGCCUGGAUCGAGACAACCCCGAAGUUUCCCUUUAUCACACCGGAAGUUUGCCAGGUGGCUGUAAAUCGACUCAUUUAUUAUAAAACUUGCCUCCGUAUGGAUAUGAACAGAAAAUGGAGCAGGGUUUGGAUGCACUGGCGAAUGAGCCUCUGGACGAGAGUCUAGGCUCGAAUUUCAAGGUUAACAAGGACAAUGUGAUAAUUUCAUUGGCUCAAUCGCAUAGAUCCGCAAGGUCAUCUCACGUAAUAUACACCCAGCCACUGGAAAGCGACAAGAUCGAGUACUACGAGGAAUGGAUGCAAAAGUGCGUUGCCUGGGUAGCAAAAAGUUGCGGAAUAAAGAAGAUGGACUGCUAUUCCUUGGAGAAGAUAAGCAAUUUUGUCAUUAAUGAGAUCAAAGCCAUCGGUAGAAAGGCGUCUUACCUCAGCAAGGUGAGAGGUUGUGAGUGUAGCAAUUUUAUCGACAUCAUGAACGCACUGGAAAUCGUAAAUCCAGACGUAUACAAACACAUUUUUACUGAUCGGCUCAUAUCUAAGAGCAAACAAUUGCCAAAACAAGUUACAGUAUUUGCUCACAAUACCCUCAUACAACCAGCGGUGUUGGCACAGCCAUCUGGACUCUAUUUCGAAUGCAUGGUUAAUGCAAGCGAACAUUUAUCCGAACUAAAUGAAGAAGGAGGACAAACUUACAGUAAUAGUGGAAAACAAAAAACUGUAAGAGACGGAGAAUCUAUCGAUUUGGAGUACUUUUUGACAUAUAGUAAUCGAAAUACCUACUCACUCAAAUCAGACGAAUGCUACCAACAAAUCGCAUCCUCUAGACCAAAAUAUCUACACAAACACAUGCCAUUGCUUCCGGCAGAAUUCAUUUUUGGACAAGAAUCACAAGAAGCGUCAUAUACCGCUGAAACAACAAAGACCUCUGAUAAACUCACCAAACAAAAUCUUAUGCUACAGGCAGAAUUACCACUCUUGCACAGAGUCCAAAUACAACCUGAGUUACAAGCUUUGAGAUCAGAUAAAGCGUGAAUGUUUCGCUAUUU
This is a messenger RNA of Theileria equi strain WA, 1151 nucleotides long. RefSeq lists its product as hypothetical. Bases 223 to 1137 code for a protein of 304 amino acids. Lineage: Eukaryota; Apicomplexa; Aconoidasida; Piroplasmida; Theileriidae. The record is from RefSeq and is a predicted model, not a curated record. The transcript has a single exon.